GACCUUGUUUACUUGUCAAAACGUAACUGCCGUUUCCUGCCGAAAGAAAAUCCGUCAAAAUGCUCUCUGACACCACGUAAAGAUCGCGUUGCGAAAAUAAGGAAACAUCCACUUACGGACAAUGCAAACGAGAAAAAAGAAAAUACUGCUGGUUUCUUUUGUUCUCGUAUACUUAAAAAUCCACAAUAAGUAGUAUCUGAAAGUAUUUUAAGGCAGACGAUUACAUGCUAACAGGCUAAGAGUUUCUCAAUCGGACUGUGUGAUCAACACCACCUCAGUCAUCAAUCGCAGUGUUUCUUUUUCGCAUAACAGUGUUGCAUUUUGAGACCGUUACUAUCCACCUUUUUGAGACCAUGGAUGAGGCAUCUCCACCAUCUCUGAGCGAUCUGUGUCUGACUCUCGUGAGCUCCAGGCUGGAAGUUUUUUGUGAAAUGCGAGAUGAUGGAUCUCUGUCUUUUCGUGAGCCUCUGGUCUUCCCACAAGAGCUGGCCGACCAACUGCUCUGCAAGAUGGCCACUGACGGCCUUUUGAACGACAGCACAGUGGGAAUCUUUCGAAACUGUCAACAGUUUCGCCUGCGUCACGCCUGCAUCCGCACUGCCCGAAUCUCUGCCGAGGCCUUUCACCGUGCCCUCUGCCUCCAUCGUCUUAUAGAGCUUGACGCUUCGCGUGUCAAUGCCGACCUCACUAUUGCCGACAUCCUUCGAGGUCUCUCGUCCAAUAAAAUCCUUCAGGAGAGCCUGCAGCGGCUCGCCCUUAACGGCCUGACCAUGUCGUCUCUGGAGGAACCAAGUCACCGUUGCUUCAGCGCCCUCCAGGGUCUCCGCGCGCUCAGCGUCUCCAACGUCGAUUUCUACGACUCAGGCCUGGCAGACGUGUGCUCGCUGCCUCGUCUGGAGAGUUUGGACAUCUCCAACACAUCGGUAACUAACCUGACCCCGCUUCUGGUGUUGAGAAACAGGCUACGCUACCUCACCAUGCAUCAGCUCAAGAGGCUGGAGAUGACUACAGCUCAACUCCUUGCUGUGCUCAGCCAGUUAGAGUGUUUACAGCACCUUGACAUUUCGGAUGAUAAGCAGUUCACAUCUGACGUGGCGAGACAGUUGCUAGAGACUUCAGGCAUCCUGCCCCAGUUGGUAUCUCUAGACGUGUCUGGCCGAAAGCAAGUGACGGAUGCAGCAGUCAGGACUUUUGUGGAGGCGAGACCCGGCAUGACCUUCGUCGGUCUGCUGGCUACUGAUGCAGGAUUUUCUGACUUCCUGUCUGGAGAGGGCAGCCUAAAGGUGACUGGAGAAGCCAAUGAGACUCAGAUCUGUGAGGCGUUGAGGAGGUACAGCGAGAGGGAAGGUUUUGUCCGAGAGGCUCUGUUCCACCUCUUCAGUCUCACUCACGCUAUAGAAAAAUCACGGCCCGAUAUUCUCAAGUUGGUUGCGUUGGGGAUGAAGAAUCAUCCGGCUACAUUGAAUGUUCAGCUGGCGGCAAGUGCCUGUGUUUUUAACCUCACCAAACAGGAACUGGCCUUUGGAAUUCCUGUACGACUCCUGGGAAAUGUCACCCAGCUGUUACUGGAAGCCAUGAAGACUUUUCCCAACCACCAACAGUUGCAGAAGAACUGCCUGCUGUCUCUGUGUAGUGAUCGAAUUCUCCAGGAGGUUCCUUUUAACAGGUUUGAAGCUGCUAAAUUGGUAAUGCAGUGGCUAUGUAACCAUGAGGAUCAGAACAUGCAGAGGAUGGCUGUUGCUAUCAUAUCAAUCCUUGCUGCCAAGUUGUCCACUGAACAAACUGCACAACUGGGAGCAGAGCUCUACAUUGUAAAGCAACUUUUGCACAUUGUGCGGCAGAAGACAUCUCAGGGUACCGUGGAUGCCACGCUAAAGUUCACACUCAGUGCCCUCUGGAACCUCACAGAUGAGUCUCCUACCACCUGCAGGCACUUCAUAGAGAAUCAGGGGCUCGAGCUCUUCAUCAGAGUGUUGGAGUCCUUUCCAUCAGAGUCCUCCAUUCAACAGAAGGUUCUGGGUUUACUGAAUAACAUCGCUGAAGUGGGCGAGCUGCACGGGGAAUUGAUGGUGCAAAGCUUUUUGGAUCACAUCCGCUCUCUGCUACACAGUCAAGAGGUGGAGGUCAGUUAUUUCGCUGCAGGCAUAUUGGCUCACCUCACCUCACGGGGCGAGAAGGUGUGGACCCUGGACCUGUCCCUUAGGACUACGUUACUGGAGCAACUGCACUCUGCGAUUCUGAAGUGGCCGACACCUGACUGUGAGAUGGUAGCAUACAGGUCCUUUAACCCUUUUUUCCCCUUGCUGGAGUGCUUUCAUACCCCAGGAGUUCAGUUAUGGGCUGCAUGGGCAAUGCAGCAUGUCUGCAGCAAAAAUGCCGGGCGCUACUGCAGCAUGUUACUGGAGGAGGGAGGACUGCAGCAUCUAGAAGCUGUGAGGUCACAUCCUGAAACCCACAGCGAUGUGCAUCGAUUGAUCGAGAGCAUCCUGGACAGUUUACAUCGCCAUAGAACACGCACUGGAUAUACAGAGCCACCCAAAGCACACACACACAGAGAAAAGAACGUUCCAUGACCACACCUGUUCUCUGGAUAGGCUGCAGUAAAUUAAACUGGAAGCUUUUUACAUGCGUGUAUGUUCAGUCGAACCCAUUCGUAUUCGUAAACAAUGCUGCCCUUCCUCUGACAAGGGCCAUGUAGACGAGUUAUUUUGCAAAUGUUUGCACAUGGCAGAAACGUUAUUUAUUUUACAAAAGAAUAAGAAAUUAUUUAGAUGAGCAUCACAUACAGUAUGUUUAUUCUGUCAUGACAUGAAAUUUAUAUGCGUGUGUGCGCGCAUGUCUGCAUGUGUACUAAGAGCAUGUGCAUCAGGACGCUUUCCGUAUCCAUUUUGAUUGCUUUUAUGUUAUGUUUAGAAAUGAUCAAUGGAUUGGAAAACACGAGAGCUUUAGGAAUUAAGUUGUAUAUUUUUAUGAACCCUAUUUUGACAGUGUUAAGAAGCUCCAUGUUGUGUUGCACGCAAAAGAUUUACAAUCCAGAUUCAAAUGGUACAAAAACAACCUGAACUCAAAAGAACCGAUGGAUUUUUACAAAGAUUCCUCAAAAUCAAAGCUUUACUUUAAUGCACAGCUCUGUUAAAGCCAAGCAGUAAGUUGUCAAUAAAUGGAUCAUUUAACCAGCUGAAGAAAUCGAGCAACAGACAUACAGUAUA
Messenger RNA from Paramisgurnus dabryanus, 3209 nucleotides. RefSeq names its product zyg-11 family member, cell cycle regulator (gene zyg11). The record is from RefSeq and is a predicted model, not a curated record. Lineage: Eukaryota; Metazoa; Chordata; Actinopteri; Cypriniformes; Cobitidae. Gene Ontology annotation, molecular function: protein binding. Gene Ontology annotation, cellular component: Cul2-RING ubiquitin ligase complex.